Papaver somniferum (opium poppy) is the source of this 3652-nucleotide messenger RNA. RefSeq names its product tubulin beta-5 chain-like. The transcript is spliced from 3 exons. The record is from RefSeq and is a predicted model, not a curated record. The coding region runs from base 2565 to 3320 and encodes 251 amino acids. Gene Ontology annotation, cellular component: cytoplasm; microtubule. Gene Ontology annotation, biological process: mitotic cell cycle; microtubule cytoskeleton organization. Gene Ontology annotation, molecular function: GTPase activity; GTP binding; structural constituent of cytoskeleton. NCBI's taxonomy places the organism in Eukaryota, Viridiplantae, Streptophyta, Magnoliopsida, Ranunculales, Papaveraceae.
GGAUCUUCUUCACCAGCAAAAGCUUCGAAAAGAAAACUCAGUGAUUGGCUUAUGGUCGUAGUUAGCAAUGGUGGUACUUUGCCUCCACUGAUAGCUGCCCAACCCAAUUACCUCAUCAGUCACUCUCCAUUCUCUGUCAAAGUUGAUCGAAUAUGGUCUGGUUGUAAAAACCCAUCGGUUUACUCUUCUCAUACCACUCUGCCUAGAUUCAAAUGUCAAUUAUCUCAAUUGUACCUGAUCCUGUUGAUCUUUUAUAUUCUGAGGUUUGAUGAAUGUCAAUUAAUUUGUUACAGGGGAUGUUAUAUACAAUGCACACUACCCAUUAGCGGCUCCCAAUAUUAUAUUUGCUGCUGAAGAUGAAAGACUUUUUAUCCAUUUUUUGUUGCUGGUGAUGGGGAAACACCUAAAAGUAGCUUAUGUUAUUGGAAUAUCAUGGAUCCUUCCAAGCUCUUGGCACUAAUUCAUGAACUAAGGUCGUUUAUGUUUGAAUCGAACUAUUUUCUAUUCUUCUGCUUAUAUAUGUGGGAUAUGUUUAUAUCACACAUUGGCACUUCAAAUGGUUUGUUUUGUAGGGAUAUUUACGUACUGUAUCAGAGGAAAAGAAUUGCAGAACUUGACGACAAGAUAUUGAAAUUCGAAAUUAGCACCAUUCUUUCUAGGGAGGUAAGUUAAGAUUCUAAAUGAAAUUAGUGUUGUCUUAUCUUAGAGAUUGUAAUUGUUGAGCUAUGCUUACAACCAUUCAGUUUUAAUCUAUUAACUACAUUUAGUUUGUAUGCAUUCUUCAUGGUCUUAAAUCCUAUUCAAAAAGAAUCUGUUUUGUUCGAUUCAGUAUAGAACUUGUCCAAAACUUAACUGCAUGUAACCUAUCUUUUCUAAUUGACUGUCUACAUUUUGCUAGUACUUUUGUGACUUGAGACUUGAGCAAUCGAUGUCAGUAUUAAUUUAUAUGUUCAUGGAACAAGGAAUUGAAGUCUGUAUGAUUUCGGGGACCUGACAAGGUAAAGAUAUGCUAGAUGAUAUUUAUUGCUUCUUGGUGGCUUGGUGCCAUAGUUCUCCAUGAUUACAUUACUAUAUUCACAUUUAGUCUUGGUUAAUUUGUUUUUCCUUGAAUUUUAGUGUAGCCAGAAGAAGUUAGAUUCACUGUACCUUUGCUGGACAUGGAUAUAAAUAAAGAUGCUUAAUCUUUCCUUAUAUCCCAAAGUUUUAAAUAGGAUGACUAUAGUUUGAAGUUUUUGUAGAAGCAAAAUGGUUAGUAGGACAAUUUGGUCUUCAAUUCUCUCAUGGUCUUGUUAAAGUUCCAAACAGCAACUGUUGCUGAGGUUUCUCUCUUAUGGCAAAUAGGCAGAGAAGACAGGUGGAGACUGUAGUUGUUUCUCAGUUUGAUUGCUCCUAGAAUGUAGUGAUCUAGCUUACAAGUUAACCUUUUACGGUAUACUUUUUAUUAAUCAAAGUUGAUUAAAUAUCUAAACAUAUGAUCAAAAUAAUAUAUCACGAAAAACUACAAAAUAUGGAUCAAAAUAACUUGAGAUUUGAUAAUUCAAGAAUGAUUCUUGUUAUUUUCCUUCUUGGAUGAUGUAAUAUUAGAUUAGAUUAGUGCAGGUCGUAUUUCCCAUUAGGAGAAGAUAUGCUCCGGCGCUUUCUGCUCCUAAAAUGAAACUAGUCUCUUCCUCAGAACUGAAAGCACUAUUCUGUGUUAAAGUGUGAAGCUUCUUCCAUGGUUAGAAGGAACGUAAGUACCACAUCCUAACAUUAUGGUUGCACCGGCUUUCCAACAGAUCACAGCUGUUUUCGUUAAUAUUUCUUAUUGUCUUGUUUUGAUCUAUCAAAGGUGCAUGACUGAAUAUCUGCCUAAUUUAGAGGAAACUCUCAAGCUUCGGGUAUUAUUAUAUGCUGUUAAAAGAUCAUUAUCUACAUUAGAUGAUAUAGUUUCUUCUUACGAGUUUAUAACAGUUUGUCACUGCUGGUAGGUCUAAAAUCCUCCAUGAUACUUCGUUUGUAGAUUGUUGAUGCUGUUGCAUCAGUUAGUGCUAGAAGACGCUUUAUAGAGGCUUUAGCUCCAAUAUGUGGUGGAAGCCCCAUAGAGCAGAUCCAGUAUGCAUAAUAAAAAUAUGUUGAUUUUUCUUACUAUCUGAUCAGUUACCGAUUAUUAUUUGUUUUGGGUGGGUGAUUGUUCUCUACCAUCAGGUCUUUUGCAGAAAGUCCACACUUCUUGCUGCAACUGGGGUGUUUAUGUUUCUGGAAUGAUAGAGCUGUGACUUAUGCUUGUUUAGUUAUGUGUAUGGUUACUGAUGGAAGUAGGGAAUUAUUUCCAGAAGUGUUUUAUCUAAGUGAGAGAUUUUGUGCCUGAAAACACUAGUAUGUUUCCCUAAUUCUUUCAGAUAACAUUAACACUGCUUGUUUUUCUUUGUAAACGAAUUUAUAAGUUACAAAUCAGAGUUUAUAGUUGACCUGUUUGGGAACAAACCAACAAAGCAUCAGAUUUUCUCUUAUAUAAGCACCGACUCGUAACUUCUUCUACACCGGAGAGAGAUUUUAGAACUCUAUAGGAAUUAGAGAGGCUCUACAUGUACAAGGGAGGACAUUGUGGGAAUCAAAUCGGAGCAAAAUUCUGGGAAGUGAUAUGUGAUGAAGGUUUAAAGGAGGGAGUAUCAGAUCUACAAUUAGAAAGGAAUAAUGUGUACUAUAGUGAAGCACCGGGUGGAAGAUAUGUACCAACAGCUGUACUUAUGGAUCUUGAACCUGGUACUAUGGAUGCUAUUAGAUCUGGUCAAUUUGGUCAGAUCUAUCAUCCUGAUAAUUUUGUAUUUGGACAAUCUAGUGCUGGUAAUAAUUGGGCUAAAGGUCAUUAUACUGAAGGUGCUGAGUUGAAUGAUUCAGUUCUUGAUGUUGUUAGAAAAGAGGCUGAGAAUUGUGUUUGUCUUCAAGGUUUUCGAGUAUGUCCCUCCCUUGGAGGUGGAACUGGGUCUGGUAUGGGAACCCUUCUAAUAUCAAAGAUGAGAGAAGAAUACCCAGAUAGAAUGAUGCUGACAUUCUCAGUUUUUCCCUCUCCUAAGGUGUUAAACACUGUUGUGGAGCCAUACAAUGCCACUCUACCAGUCCACCAACUUGUGGAGAACGCGGAUGAAUGGAUGGUCCUGGAUAAUGAGGCUCUGUACGACAUCUGCUUCAGAACCUUAAAGCUGAGCACUCCCAGCUGUAAGUAUUUGAUUAGUCACUUAAGCUUAACGUGGUCGUCAUCGAGUAUAUGUCUGAUAUCUAUGAAUAGCGAAAAGCUUGGCAUAAACCACAUCUUUUUGUAUAAAUACCGUUGGAGAUCUUGACCAACUCAUCUGAGCAACCAUGAGUGGUGUCACUUGCUGCCUAUGUUUCCCAGGACAGCUGAACUCUGAUCUUAGAAAGUUGGCUGUGAACCUUAUCCCAUUUCCUCGUCUCCAUUUUUUCAUGGUGGGAUUUGCUCCACUCACCUCCCAUGGAUCUCAGCGAUACAUCUCUCUUACUGUUCCUGAGCUGACUCAGCAGAUGUGGGAUUCCAAAAACAUGAUGUGUGCUGCAGAUCCUCGUCAUGGUCGUUAUCUCACAGCCUCUGCCAUGUUCAGAGGAAAGAUGAGCACUAAGGAGGUCGAUGAACAGAUGAUAAACGUGCAGAAUAAGA